ACACAAGGAAUACUUGGCUGUGCUAUCUUGGGACCAACUUGUACAUACGCCACUUACCAGAUGCUUUCCCUGAAAAGUACUUUUGGUGUGCCACUGAUUUCAGCUGGGAGCUUUGGUCUUUCAUGUGACUACAAAAAAUAUCUGACCCGCAUUUUACUUCCAGCCAGGAAAAUUACAUAUUUCUUUUACGAAUUUUGGAAAUUUAAGGCAUCCCCGAUCAAAUCAGACAAGUGGCAGUCUGUCUACAUCUACAAAAAGGAUAACAACACAGAAUCCUGUUACUGGUAUAUUAAUGCACUGGAUUCCAGUGUCUCCCACUUCAAUACAAUUCUGAAUUUCAAAGAAGUCCUCAGAACAGAAGGCGACAUUCAAAAGUUUUUACAUGAACAGAGCCGAAAAAGUAAUGUUUUCCUUAUAUGCGGAUCACCCAGUGAUGUUCAGAUGCUACGGGAAAAAAUUCCUUCAGACAUGAUCAUCAUACUUAUUGAUAUAUUUAACCCUGUGUAUUAUGAGAAUAGCUAUGCUGAAGAGUACAUGCAAAAUGUACUGGUGCUGACAUUACCGCCGUCCAAUUUCAGCAGAAUAUCUAACAACUCACAAACAACCCAACUACUGAAGAAUGAUUAUGCUGCAGGAUACUUGGAUGGUGUUCUUCUAUUUGGGCAUGUCCUUAAGAAAUUUCUUACAUCUCCAGAAAUUAAGGAGCCCUAUUCCUUUAUUGAUCAGUUUCGGAAUGUUUCUAUGACAGGUUCCUCAGGUCCAAUUAUACUGGAUGAUAUUGGUGAUCGUGAUCUAAACCUUACUCUGCUCUACACCUCAGUGAUCACUAAUAAGUAUUCAGAGCUACUUAUGUUUGACACGAGCACCAACAGCACAACAGUGAUAGACAGCAGCCCUUCUUUCAUCUGGAAAAACCACAAACUUCCCAGUGAUGUUCCUGGCAGUGGACCUCAUAUCUUGACCAUAGCAAUAUUUACUCUCACAAUAGCUGUUAUACUUGUGCUGAUCAUUGCACUUCUUGUAUUCAGAAAAUACCGUAAAGAAAACGAACUCCAACAAAAACGAUGGUGCCAUAUCCCUCCAGAAAAAAUACUUCCCUUGGACAACAAUGAGACUUGUCAUGUCAGCCUAAAGAUUGACGAAGAUAAAAGGCGUGAUUCAGGACCAAGGUUACGCCGAGCAAAAUAUGAUAAAAAGAUCAUAAUUCUCAAAGACCUGAAACAUGAUGGAAACUUUACGGAAAAACAGAAAAUGGAGCUCAACAAACUUCUACAAAUAGAUUAUUACAACCUGACAAAGUUCUAUGGUACAGUGAAGAUCAAUACAAUGAUAUAUGCUGUGAUUGAAUACUGUGAAAGAGGCUCACUUCGUGAUGUUCUAAAUGAUAAGAUAUCUUACCCUGAUGGCACAUUUAUGGACUGGGAAUUUAAAAUAUCAGUGAUGUAUGAUAUAGCUAAGGGUAUGUCUUAUCUGCACUCAAGUAAAACUGAAGUUCACGGACGCCUGAAGUCAACAAACUGUGUUGUGGACAGCCGUAUGGUGGUAAAAAUCACCGAUUUUGUUGGUAAAUGUGUUCUCAGCCCUAAAAAAGACUUGUGGACAUCCCCUGAGCAUCUACGUCAUGAUGGGGUGUCUCAGAAAGGCGAUGUCUAUAGCUAUGGGAUCAUAGCUCAAGAAAUUGUUCUCAGAAAAGAGACAUUCUACACUGAGCAGUGCCAUGACCCUAAAGAAAAAAUUUCCAGACUCCUGAAGUGCAAAGGAGAUUGUCCCUUCCGACCAGAUUUGAACUUUGAUACAGCCGAUGAAUGGGAAAUUGAGGUCUAUGUGUUAGUAAAAAAUUGUUGGGAGGAAGAUCCUGAAAAGAGACCAGAUUUUAAGAAAAUUGAAAACACACUUGGGAAGAUAUUUAGUAACUUUCAUAACCAGACAAAUGAGAGUUACAUGGACACUCUUAUACGCCGACUGCAACUCUACUCCAAAAACCUGGAGCACCUGGUGGAGGAGCGAACCCAGCUUUAUAAAGCAGAAAGAGAUCGUGCUGACCAACUAAAUUUCAUGUUGCUUCCAGGGCCAGUAGUAAAAUCCCUUAAAGAGACAGGCCGUGUGGAACCUGAAUAUUUUGAAGAGGUCACCAUUUACUUCAGUGACAUAGUUGGUUUCACCACAAUCUGCAAGUACAGCACACCAAUGGAAGUUGUGGACAUGCUGAAUGAUAUGUAUAAGAACUUUGAUCAUAUUCUGGAUCAUCAUGAUGUGUACAAGGUGGAAACAAUUGGAGAUGCAUACAUGGUGGUCAGUGGCUUGCCAAAUCGAAAUGGAAAUAGGCAUGCUGUAGAUAUAUGUAGGAUGGCUUUGGAUAUCCUCAGCUUCAUGGGCUCAUUUGAACUAAGGCAUUUGCCAGGCUUACCUGUCUGGAUAAGGAUUGGAAUUCAUUCAGGGUCAUGUGCGGCUGGUGUUGUUGGGAUUAAAAUGCCAAGAUACUGCCUUUUUGGAGACACUGUGAAUACAGCAUCACGAAUGGAGUCUACUGGUCUGCCUUUAAGAAUUCAUGUAAGUAAAUCAACUGUAUCCAUUCUGAAAAGGACAGAUUGUGAUUUCCAGUAUGAAGUAAGAGGGGAAACCUAUCUCAAGGGUAAGGGUACUGAAAUUACCUACUGGUUGACAGGAGAGAAGGAACAGAAAUACAACAUCCCCACACCCCCAUCUGUGGAGAACCAGCAGCGUCUGCAGUCUGACUUUGCUGAGAUGAUAAAGAAGUCACUAAAAAUGAGAGAAACUGAGGGGUUUAAGGACAGGCAGCUGACACGUGUGGCGAGCUACAGGAAUGGAACUUUGGAAUACCUUCAAUUAGCAACCAGCAGUCCACCCAGCACAUACCUGUAACAGAGAUAUUUCUGAACAUUCAGGUGUAGGAUACAAGAAUUUUAAUAUACAUGAUUGUAUUCAAAAACUAUACCUUACACAUGUUUCCCUUUUUCUGCCAAACCCCCCCCAAACAUUUUAUUAUUGUAUAGUGCAGAAUGAAAAAUUGAAAAUUAGCGUUUGUCAGUCCUUAAGGGUAGCAGUCCUUCAGUUGGUGUAAAAUGUCUAUAAUUACAAUAUAAGUAAACAGUAAACAAUGUGAUUGAAUGACCCCGUGUUUGGUCCCAUAUCAUUCUAAAAACAUGUAAGAUGUAUUUCCCUUAACCAUGAACAAUGCAGUACCUAAUUUUCCUUAUUUUAUACAUACCUGUACACCAAUCAAUGUCUGUAUUUCUUAUACAACUGUACUUAUUGUACCUCGCAGUUAUUAUAAUAUAAACUUUGAAGCUCUAAGUAUAUCUGUUAGGGCUACCUAAAUAAAACUCUAUACCUGAGUAAAUUUUGUCACCCUUGUGCUUACUGGCUUAUUCUGACUUAAUGAUCAGACCUGUCACUUUUUGCCUUGGUAAUAAAUAAUUAUAAAAGUAA
Messenger RNA from Spea bombifrons (plains spadefoot toad), 3450 nucleotides. RefSeq names its product guanylate cyclase 2C (gene GUCY2C). The record is from RefSeq and is a predicted model, not a curated record. The transcript has 25 exons. Gene Ontology annotation, biological process: receptor guanylyl cyclase signaling pathway; cGMP biosynthetic process; intracellular signal transduction. The annotation marks the transcript as partial. NCBI's taxonomy places the organism in Eukaryota, Metazoa, Chordata, Amphibia, Anura, Pelobatidae. Gene Ontology annotation, molecular function: protein kinase activity; peptide receptor activity; guanylate cyclase activity.